Molecule: messenger RNA, 1140 nt
Organism: Glarea lozoyensis ATCC 20868
Lineage: Eukaryota; Fungi; Ascomycota; Leotiomycetes; Helotiales; Helotiaceae
Product: alpha/beta-Hydrolase
Exons: 1
Coding region: 1-1140 (379 amino acids)
Molecular function (GO): 1-alkyl-2-acetylglycerophosphocholine esterase activity
Source: RefSeq, a predicted model, not a curated record
AUGCUUCAAACGACUUUACUCGCUUGCCUCGCUGCUCUCUGCAAUGGCCAAUUCGUUAUUCCCCUUCCAGCUCUUACAGGACCUAGUCAGGUUGGCACCAUUACUCUAGAGCUAGUCGACAAUACACGUCUCGAUCCUCUGAGUCCAACACCUCAGGCCCGGGAUCUGAUGAUUUCGGUUUUCUAUCCCAUCCAGCACACCCGACGUUACACGCUUUCUCCCGCCUACGAUCCUCUAUACGCCGAGUUCUUAACCACUUCUCUCGGUGUCCCUCCAGGAAUUUUCUCAAGUGUCAUUUCUCAAUCUUACGCUGGUGCAUAUCUCCAUCCUCCAGAUGCCAAUCCAGGACAACCCAACAUUCUCCUAUACUCCCCCGGCUACGGUGGUUCAAGAGAGGAAUAUACGGCAACACUCGAAAACCUAGCAUCUUAUAACUACAUCGUCGUAGGCAUAGACCACCCAUACGACACUGGAUUCAUCGCAUACCCCAACAACCGCACCGUCACCCCCAUCGGCGACCCAAUAGGCGACUCUCCAGACGUUCCCGCUACAUCCGCAAAUCUAACACAAUACCGCGCCGCGGACUUCAUUUCCGUGAUCAACGCCCUAGGCAAGAAUGCGACUUUCGCAAAGCAAAUCCCAGGUGUCCACGGCAAGCUCGACGUCUCGAAAGUCGGAGUCCUAGGCCACAGUCUUGGGGGUGCUUCCGCCGCUACAGCCAUGGCCUUGGACUCCCGCUUUGCUUGCGGUUCCAACCUCGACGGCGCAUUCUGGGGCAAUCUCACGCAGAUCUCCAAAGCUGUUACCAAGCCGUUCCUGCUAGUAGAAGCGAAUGGACACAAUAGAACCUCCGACGCAUCGUUUGCUGCGUUCUUGGAUGCGAAUCCGAAGGGGAAAUAUGUGCUUGAUGUGAAGAACGCGAAACAUGCAACGUUUACUGAUUUGGCAUAUUUGUCUGAUGUCGCCAAGGCCGCUGGGAUUCCGGUUCCUGAGCAGGAUUUUGGAACGAUUGGGGGAGAGCGGAUGUUAGUUCUUCUAGCGAAGUAUCUGGAUGUGUAUUUCCGGAAGUGUCUUGGUGGUGGUGAUAUUAAGAAGGGCUUGGAAGGAGUGACUGGAUUUCCUGAGGUCACUUUAAGCUAG